Molecule: messenger RNA, 948 nt
Organism: Aspergillus ochraceoroseus IBT 24754
Lineage: Eukaryota; Fungi; Ascomycota; Eurotiomycetes; Eurotiales; Aspergillaceae
Product: putative NADH-ubiquinone oxidoreductase 21 kDa subunit
Exons: 5
Coding region: 54-623 (189 amino acids)
Source: RefSeq, a predicted model, not a curated record
GAACAACACAAACUUGUCGCUGACACAAUCCCAUAUUAUACAGCUUGGUCACGAUGGCAGCUGAUCCCAAGACAAUGGUCGUGCCGCCCAAGCGGGCCAGGACCGAUUAUCCGCUCAUUGACUCUGACCCGCAUCUGCGACGAGUUUUCGGAUACGCCAGACCCUCCGAUUAUGCCGUUGGUGGUGGAAUGGCUGCGGCUUCUCCGCUCGCCUUCUGGAUUAUGGAACGAGUGAGCCCAUCUCAUGUCGGUAGGGGAGGAUUUGCCCCUGUGAUGCGCCUAGCUACAGCAAUUGGUCUCGUCGGAGGUCUACAUGUGCUUUACCAGAGAUCUUGCAACCGCUUUUACGGCUUUACAGAGAACUCGAGGGAAGUUGAGAUGGAUAUGAAGGAAAUGGUCGGCAAGGUUAAGAAGGGUGAGGCUUUGUAUGGUACCUCAACCGUCUCCUCUUACUUGCAAGGGGUGGCCGCCAGAAACUCGCGUUACUCAGAACUCUUUAUUCAUGUUCUUCCGUGGUUCAACAUUGUCAACCAUGACCAGCACGGUGUCGAUACAGCCAAAUACUAUCAACAGGCGGAGCGGGAGCUUGAAGCAGAGCGCUUGGCAAAGGCCGGAUCCUCCUAAAGUUUCGAUUGACGCAGAGAGGAAUGGAUUGUCUUACCACUUGAGCUCGGCCGUUCACUGAGGGAGCUGUAUACUUAAACAUAAAUGUGACGCAACCCCUCUUCCCACCCACUGGUGCGUGUGGCCAAGGCGAACGGAAUUGUAUAGUUAUUUUUUGUCAGUUAGGACUGGUGGCUAGUUCAAUCGGUGCUGUAUUUUCACUUUUCCACUGACGUAUUGUCAACGCUUUCGAUAUCAUUGUCAAAUUUUGUAUUCAACUCGCGAUUCUUUUUGGGACGAGGUUUUGGCGCUAUGAAAAAGUCAAAAACAAAUAUCAAAAUUUCCC